Symbiodinium sp. CCMP2456 is the source of this 1406-nucleotide messenger RNA. NCBI's taxonomy places the organism in Eukaryota, Dinophyceae, Suessiales, Symbiodiniaceae. The record is from the annotation of a GenBank genome assembly.
GUUUGGCAAGGCCGUGCUCCCGGUACGCUGCCUUCAUCAGCCACGACUGGAAGACGUCUCGAGCGCUGAAGUUCUUGUCUCUGCUCGUCCUCUACAACGCACAGGCGGCGGCUGUGUCCACAUUCCUGGUGAGCUUGCUGGGUGGUAUCCUGAUUUCCUGUGAGCUCGUUCCAGACAGUGACUUCGCCUUUGCCAUAGGGUUCUUGAACUUUAUCGUGGUAUUCUUUUUCUGGCAGAAUAUUCGAGACGUCUUUCUCAAGCCCCAAGUUGCAUUUCUGGACAAGCUGUGCAUUCCACAAGACGAUGAGAACCUCAAGGACGAGUGCAUCCUGGGCCUGGCAGGAUACCUGAGAGUCUCGCAGAAACUCGUUAUCCUCUGGUCAGAACGCUACUUCAGGCGUUUGUGGUGCAUCUACGAAGUCGCGGCCUUUCUUCGAGCGAAUCCAAGUCCGGGAGCCGUCUCCAUCGUGCCUGUAACGAUGCCAUUGCUUCUGCUCUUGCACUGCUCAUGGUGGUUCCUGGCUCGCACGUGCCUUUAUCUGAUGUGGCACAAGUUGAUUGGCACAGAAGCUAACCGGACAAUGCUCGUUAGCGCAGCUCUUGCUGUGGCAUUUGUCGUCACAUUCCCCUUGCAGUCGCGCGCUGGAAUGCAUUUGAGCCAUAAUCUCAACAAGCUCACUGCGCAGCUUGGGCAGUUCAACAUACAUCGCACGGAAUGUUCUUGCUGCUCGAAGAAUCAUCGGCACUCACACACUGGUGCUAUCAUUCGCUGUGACCGAGAGCUGGUCUACCAGACUCUGGCGAAGUGGCACGGCAAGGAUGAAGACCCAGAAGAUCGGUCCUUGGACUUGUUUAGCCAGACGGUGAGGAGCCAGCUUGCGGGUAGCAUCUUACAUGCAUGGGGAAGCAGCGCCGUGCCGCUACGGUUCUUCUCGUAUACCUUCAUGAGCACACAGACUCCGUUCCUGUUCCGUGCCAUCCCAGACUUCGUGAAUGACUUGUCGGAGAACAACAUUCACGGCCUGCACGCUGUUGUUUGUGGAGUUCGUCACCUCCUGGGCUGGGCCACCAUGGCUCCGUGCGCGUUGUUCUACUUAUGGAUAUGCAUGAAGCUGUGGCGUCACGGCCCCCAUCCACAAUGGCCUGCUGUGGCGGAAGCAGCCAGCAUGCUUUUGACAUUGGUGGUCCUCAGCGUUGUCUGGGGAGCUAUGGGGUUGCCCCUUCUCUUGCAGGAUCCAUACAGUUUGGUCGCUCUGAUCCCUUUUCUCCUGCUGGGGGGCAUCAGCAUCUGGCUCCUGACGACGAUGGAGCAGAUUCCAGCCCAGGCUCUCGCUCAAGAGGUGGAGCCGCCAGCGAAGAUCAAGGACGUUGCGAACACAAAAGAAGAACUGUGGUUCUCUGUCUGA